This is a messenger RNA of Erythranthe guttata (spotted monkey flower), 3096 nucleotides long. Lineage: Eukaryota; Viridiplantae; Streptophyta; Magnoliopsida; Lamiales; Phrymaceae. The record is from RefSeq and is a predicted model, not a curated record.
AUGGAGGGGAAUCGUUCCGGUACCGGUACCGGCAAAAGAUCGUCGCCGAAAGACGAGUUCGCUGAUUUGGUGCUUUCGUGGUCUCUUCAAGAUAUCUUUAAUGAUAAUCUGUACAAAUACCAGGUGGAUAAGAUUCCCAAGUCAUUUGAGUCUGUGGAUCAGUAUCUUGGCUCUUAUAUCUUCCCCUUAUUAGAAGAAACACGUGCCGAACUUGCUUCCGCAAUGGAAACCAUACACGAAGCACCUUUUGCUGAGGUGGCAUCUUUCAGUGAGCUAAUAAAUGAAGAAUCCGUGUACGAUGUUAAGGUUGAUCAAUGGAGAAACGUAGUCGGUGAUUACUUUGGGCACAAAAUCUUGCCUGGUGAUGUUGUUCUUCUUUCGGAUUCAAAACCCGAAACUAUUUCCCGCCCACUACAAAGUGGCGGGACGUAUGUUUUUGCAUUUGUACGAAAUAUAAAGGAUGGCGAGAGAGAAGUUGACAGCUGUACAUCCUCCAAUUUCAAACUCAAAACAGCUAAGAACGUUGAAGUUGGAAAUGGCCGUUCGAGAAAGUCACUGUAUGUGGUUUACUUGAUGAGCAUUAUUCCGCACAAAAGAAUAUGGAACGCGUUAAGAACGCGUCACAAUUUGAACAUUAUUCAGAAAUCAUUAACCGCGAAUCACUUGGAAGUGGAAACUUGUGAGUUUUGCCCUCUCAAAUACAACAACGAGACGGAGGAGAAACUUGGGUCUGCUUUAUCGUCCAAGUUAAACGAAUCGCAGCUCGAGGCAAUUACGGCCUGUCUAUCCAAAAUCGAGUGCAAUCACAAGUCGUCCGUUGAACUCAUAUGGGGCCCACCCGGGACUGGAAAAACGGCAACGUUGAGCAGUUUGUUAUACGUCCUCUUAAAAAUGAAUGUGAGGACACUCAUUUGUGCCCCGACAAAUAUUGCAAUUAAAGAACUCGCCUCUCGUGUGAUAGCACUCGUGAGAUCAAAUUCAUCCGAGAAGAACCAUUGUUUGUCUUGUCCUUUAGGGGAGAUGCUCAUGUUUGGUAACAAGGAUCGUCUUAAAGUUGGCUCGGAUACCGAGGAAAUCUACUUGGAUUAUCGUGUCGACAAGCUUGUACAUUGCUUAUUAUCAAGAACUGGUUGGAAGAACUGUUUCGCAUCCAUGCGCGAUUUCCUCGAAGAUUGCGUUCCCCAGCAUCGAAUCUUUGUGGAGGACAACGAGCUAAUCGAAGCAAAAAAGAGUCUCGAGAAUGAAGAAGCUAAUAAUAAUAAGCGCUUAACCGAGUCGAAAUCACUUUUGGAGUUUGCUAGAGACCGAUUCGCGCAUUUAGCAACGCCAGUGAGAGAUUGCAUGUCGACACUAAUCACUCAUUUACCAACAAGGUUCAUUCACGAGCAGAUAUUUCGAAGCAUGAUACAACUUACGUCUCUUCUCGAUUCGAUCGAGACGUUGUUGUUUGAAGACAAGAGCUUGACAUCCGAAGAACUCGAGAGAAUCUUUUCAAUACACGAGGGAACUAAUAUUUGUGUCGAUACAUCGUCCUUAAUAUAUAUGAGAAGCAAAUGUCGGAAUAUUCUGACAUCACUUCAGGCCUCCCUAGAUAAACUGCACCUUCCGAGCGUCACUAACGCAACCUCUACCGAAGACUUCUGUUUCGAAAACGCUACUUUAAUAUUUUGCACGACUUCAUCGGCAUAUAAGCUGCACACAAUCGAUACGAAGCCGUUUAAAAUGUUGGUGAUUGAUGAAGCUGCUCAAGUAAAGGAGUGUGAAUCGAUUAUAGCCCUUCAGAUCCCGAACGUCACGCAUGCGGUUCUGGUCGGCGACGAAUGCCAAUUACCAGCCACAGUUAAGAGCAAGAUAUCGGAAGAAGCUGGAUUUGGGAGAAGUAUGUUUGAAAGAUUGAGCUCGUUGGGUCACUCUAAGCAUCUGCUCGAUGUGCAAUACCGAAUGCAUCCAUCGAUAAGUCGGUUUCCGAAUUCGAAUUUCUAUCACAAUAAGAUAUUAGAUGCGCCAAUUGUGCGGAGCAGAAGCUAUGAAACAUGCUAUAUUCAAGGGAGGAUGUUUGGUCCUUAUUCGUUUAUAGAUAUUCCUGGGAACAACGAAGAAUUUGAUGAUUUCGGGCAUAGUAGAAGAAACAUGGUUGAGGUGGCAGUCGGAAUGAUGCUACUGAAGAAACUCUACAAAGCAUGGAGUGGCGCAAAAGAGAAACUGAGCAUUGGUUUGAUUUCCCCGUACGCCGCACAAGUUGCAGCGAUUCGAGAUAAGCUACCACAGAAUUACGAGAGCCUUGAGAAUUUUACGGUCAAGGUGAAGUCAAUCGACGGCUUUCAAGGCGGGGAAGAAGAUAUAAUAAUUAUAUCAACUGUAAGGUCUCGUGGUUCCGUUGAUUUCUUGUCCAGUCCUCAAAGAACCAAUGUAGCUUUGACAAGAGCUCGUCAUUGUCUCUGGAUACUAGGAAAUGAAAGAACUUUGAGUAAAAGUGAUUCAGUUUGGAAAGAACUAAUAUCCGAUGCUAAGCAACGCGGUUGUUUCUUCACUGCCGAUGAAGAUUGUGACGUUCAAAAAGCUAUUAUAGACGUCAUGAAAGACUUGCAUCAACUCGACGACCUUCUCAAUGGCGAGAGUAUACUUUUCAAAAAUUCAAGAUGGAAGGUUGUAUUCAGUGAAGACUUCCGAAAGUCGUUUCAGAAAUUGAAAUCCGAGAAUGACAAGGACAAGAAGCUGGUCAUAACUGUACUACUUAAGCUUGCAAGUGGUUGGAGGCCGAAGAAUAUAAACGUGGAGUAUAAAUGCGAGAGCUCUUCGUACAUCGUGAAGCAAAUCAAAGUUGCGAGAUACUAUGUUGUCUGCUCCACCGACUUAGUCAAGGAUCCCGUUGACUUAACUGAGAACCCUGUUUACGUACAAAUUUUAAAAGUGUGGGAUGUACUGCCUAUGACGGAUACUGCGAAACUGUUGAAACGACUCGACGGCAUAUUUGCAAUGUAUACGGAUGAUUUUAUCAACCGCUGCAAUGACAAGUUGUACGAGGGGUAUGUCAUUUCGGUUGUACAGUUAAACCUCUAUGAAUUAAUACAGUCGGGACUGGGGAAAUUCUAUUAA